Molecule: messenger RNA, 2487 nt
Organism: Thamnophis elegans (Western terrestrial garter snake)
Lineage: Eukaryota; Metazoa; Chordata; Lepidosauria; Squamata; Natricidae
Gene: METTL26
Product: methyltransferase like 26
Exons: 6
Coding region: 240-860 (206 amino acids)
Source: RefSeq, a predicted model, not a curated record
GUAGUCUUUCCUGCCCUGGCAUUGGUCGGUUGCCAGAGGAAGGGAAGGUGGGCAGAGGGGCUGCUGGCGCCUGGCUGGCAUCCUUCGCCCACCCAGGCAGGCUGGUGGCCCCGGCUUCUCCAGCCUUCCUCCUGCGCGCCUCCUGCGCCCGAUCCCGGCUGGGUUGGGCUGCCUGCUGGCUCCCCCAAGCCAGGGCGAAGCCAAGAGGGUCCGUGGGAAGAGGGCUUCUCCCGCCAGCCAUGAGGAGGCACGGCUCGGGCUCGGCGGCGGAUCGCAACAAGGAGCCCAUCCUGGCCGUCCUGCGGGCUUACGUGGGCACCGGGCACCGCCUGCAGGUGCUGGAGGUGGCCUCGGGCUGCGGGCUGCACGCGGCGCAUUUCGCCCAAGCGCUGCCCAACCUGGAGUGGCAGCCUUCCGAGGUGGAUCCCCAGGCCCUGGCCAGCAUCUCAGCCUUUAUCCAAACUCUCCGCCUCUCAAAUGUCAAGCCGCCCAUCUACUUGGACUCCUCUCAGAGCUGGGAGACCUGGGGAGGUCUCCGUCCAGAUUCUUUGGAUCUCAUCGUCAACAUCAACAUGAUUCACAUCUCAGAGAUGAAGUGCACCCAGGGCUUGUUCCAGGGAGCCGGAAAACUACUCAAACCCAAAGCAGUGAUGAUCACCUAUGGACCCUACGCGGUGAAUGGUUUAAUCACUCCACAAAGCAACGUGGAUUUUGACUACAGGUUAAGGCGGAGCAAUCCAGCUUGGGGUCUCAGGGACACCGCUGUUCUUCAACAGCUUGCUGAGGCCAACGGGAUGCAGUUAGAAGACAUGGUCGACAUGCCGGCAAACAACAAAUGCCUCAUUUUCCGCAAACACUAAAGUCGCCGGAUGGUUGUCUGUCCGAGGGAACUUCAUGGAACACUUCAAGGUGCGGCGGAGGUCUUCUUCUCCCCUUCUGCAGGAUUUCUUCUGCUUCUCUCCUGCUGAGCUCUUACUUCUCGACCCAUCCACAAGGAAGUCCUUACCGGGGUGGUUGGGACCAAGUGCCAUAAUCAUUUCAUAGCUGGGGAAGGAAACAUUGCGGAAGAACCGUGGCCCAGCAGAAAUGGUGGGUCAUGUUGAUCUUGACUUUUUCUGGUGGAGAGAUAGGCUCUUCGUGCCUCUUUGGAGUUGGGGGCUAGAUGCUUGCAUUGUUGGACAAGGGAGAAUUUGUGGACCACUGUUGUACAUGCAAUGGCUUGACUAGUGUGGCUAUCAUGCAUUUUAUCUGCCUUGGACAUGAUGCUUCAGAAUCAGUUUUAGCUUGUGGCCCUCACAUCACAAAUUUAGAGGCCCCCCUUCAGCCUCAGAAACAGGGUAUGUUUCCAGGGUACAUUAAACAAACUCGGUUAAUGAAACUGAACCUCUACCAGGUGGCUUGCUGGUCCUCCACAACAGCCCCAUAAUAUGGUGGAUUCAGAACGCUGCACCAUUGUAACCAAGGUUUGAAAUCCUGGGAUUUCAAAUAUCAGGACGCCUUAAACGCCUCCGUGGGUUUUGAUUGGGAUAACAUGGCAAGCCACAAAUCCUGGUUAAUACACGAGGGCUGGGCUUGGGAGGUGAAAUGAGCCAUUUUGCUGGCUGUGGUGAGGUUGUGGCUUUGGAAGAGGGCUAUGAGGAAAGGCCGCAGGAAUGAGAAUUUAGGAAUAAUGCUUCAAGACAGGGCAAACUUUAAGACUUGCGGAUUUCAACUCCAGCCAGCAGAAUUCUGAGAGUUGAAGUCCACAAAUCUUAAAAGUUGCUUGAGUUGGACAUUCUGGCUUUAAGAAGUCUGGGACAUAAUUUAUUUUUUCCUGAUAAAUUACUAAAACUUUUGAUGUUUAAAUGGAAGGGGAGACAAAACGCCUGUAAGCUCCCCCUCUCCAGUUGAAAAUAUACCAUAUUUUUGGGGUCCCUCUCUGCCUCCGAUACAGAGCCCUCAUCCAAGCCUUCCCCAGACCUCCAGGACUGGCCCAUGCCCCCCCCCCCCAAAACCUCCUCACUGUCUGAAUCUGCUGCCAGCUCCACUGGCCCAGUUUUCUGCAGGAAUGAGGAAUGGGUUGGUUUGCUUUUGAACCUGGUGAAUUGCACACCGCUCACACCGUGUGAGGGGUGAUAACUUACAAACUUUUUUUGCUGACAUAACUAAGUGCUUGGGUUAAUUGUUUACAAUCCAGUGCUUUUCGCAUGUCUCUAGGCCAGUGUUUCUCAACCUUGGCAACUUGAAGAUGUCCGGACUUCAACUCCCAUGCUGGCUGGGGAAUUCUGGGAGUUGAAGUCCAGACAUCUUCAAGUUGCUAAGGUUGAGAAACACUGCUCUAGGCAGAGUUCCCUUUAAAGCUGAUAAGUGAUUUUUAAUUAUUAUUUUUUCUUGCAACCUCUCUUCCAAUGUUUUCAUUUUUUUUUUCUUUUUUUAAAAAAGAGAGAGAUUAGGGUCUUUUCUAUGUCCAGGAGAAGAAAAUUAAAUCCUUGUCUCUCUAAUUUGUAU